Molecule: messenger RNA, 753 nt
Organism: Lotus japonicus
Lineage: Eukaryota; Viridiplantae; Streptophyta; Magnoliopsida; Fabales; Fabaceae
Product: stigma-specific STIG1-like protein 1
Exons: 1
Coding region: 256-720 (154 amino acids)
Source: RefSeq, a predicted model, not a curated record
AGAAGCCUAAUUUUACCAUAGAAUUAGACCAUUCCACUAGCACACUAUAUAUUUGUAACUUUCAAGUUCAUACGAUUACCUAAUAAGUUUGCUGAACCUCCAUUUCUUCUCCCUAUAAAUAGCUGCGAAGUGAUCCAUUUUAUCUCCAUCAAAACCAUUCAUAUUUUUUCACUUCUUCUCCAUUCAACACUACGCCUUUAAUUAGCCUAUUUAGCUUGAUUCAACUUAAUUUCUAUCUAGUGAUCUCUCCACAAAAUGAAGUCCCUUCACACCCUCUUCAUUCUGCUGACCAUGCUUAUUGUGCCUUUGGUCAUUGCUGCUGAUUCACAAACACCACACAAAGAAUCACAAUUCUUCACUUCUGUUAAAAAUCACAGUGCAACAAAGAUCCCUAAAAGUGAAGCAUCAGCUGCCUCUCUACGAGGCGGCUUCGAUGGGCGCCAUUAUAAGUACGGGCAGGGGAUCAUGACUUGUGAUAAAUACCCGAGAGUUUGCCGUGUAAAGGGUAGCCCAGGGCCUGAUUGUUGUUCGAAGAAAUGUGUGAAUGUUUCAACAGACAGAAACAACUGUGGUUGGUGUGGAAACAGAUGCAGGUACUCGCAGAUAUGUUGCAGGGGUAAGUGUGUGAAUCCUCUGUUUGACAAGAACCAUUGUGGAAGAUGUGGCAACAAGUGCAAGAAAGGUGAUUCAUGCGCUUAUGGGAUGUGCAGCUAUGCAUGAAUCAUAAAGGUCAACCAGCCACUCCAAAAGAAU